This is a messenger RNA of Trichoderma citrinoviride, 897 nucleotides long. RefSeq names its product NAD(P)-binding protein. Gene Ontology annotation, molecular function: oxidoreductase activity. Lineage: Eukaryota; Fungi; Ascomycota; Sordariomycetes; Hypocreales; Hypocreaceae. The transcript is spliced from 2 exons. The record is from RefSeq and is a predicted model, not a curated record. Bases 1 to 897 code for a protein of 298 amino acids.
AUGGCUGUUAUUAAGAACGUCGCUAUUGCUGGUGCCUCCGGCAACAUUGGAGCACACGUCCUGAGGGCGCUUCUCGAAGCCAACUUCAACGUUACCGUUCUGACUCGCUCUCAGACAUCGAAUGACUACGGGGCUCAAGUCAAGGUUGUCGAGGCUGACUUCAACUCGGUCAGAGAACUGACCGCAGCUCUCAAGGACCAGGAUGCUGUGAUUUCGACCCUUGGGAAGUCAGGGUUGGAAAAGCAGACACUUCUCAUUGAUGCAGCCAUAGCUGCCGGCGUCUAUCGGUUCAUUCCUUCAGAGUUCGGCUCAUGUACUACCAGUCCAAAGGUUGCGGAUCUUCCGUUCUACUCUACGCUGGCAUCCGUUCGCAGCCAUCUCAUGGAGAAAGCCACUACGAGUGCUUUGACAUAUUCCAUCAUUGCGCCAGGCUGCUUUAUGGAGUACUUCUUGGCAUUUCCUGCCGCGAUUGACUUCAAGAAUCGGUCGGUCGCCUUCAUGGAUGGAGGAAAUACUAGGGUCAGCGUCACAUCUCUGGCAACUUUCGCGAGGGCGGUUGCUGCUGUGCUUAACCACCCUGAGGAGACUAAGAACCGUGUCGUCUAUAUCUCCGAGGCAAUCCUGACUCAGAGGCAGUUGCUAGACAUUGCAAAGAAAGUCAAGCCCGAGAUCCAGUGGACGACCAGCGACAUCAAGUCAGCCGAUAUCUUGAAAGCUGGUCUUGACGCAAUAGCCUCUGGGGGCGACAUCUUACAGGCUUACGGACAGAUAUUGGUGGGCACUGUCUUUGGCGAGGAAUAUGGCAGCGUAUUCGACAAGAACGAUAACUCACUGCUUGGCAUUGAGACCCUGACUGAAGAGAGACUCAAGGCUCUAAUCGCUGAUCGUCUUGACUAA